Messenger RNA from Anguilla rostrata (American eel), 3793 nucleotides. Its product is annotated as seipin-like. NCBI's taxonomy places the organism in Eukaryota, Metazoa, Chordata, Actinopteri, Anguilliformes, Anguillidae. The record is from RefSeq and is a predicted model, not a curated record. Gene Ontology annotation, cellular component: endoplasmic reticulum membrane. Gene Ontology annotation, biological process: lipid storage; lipid droplet organization. The transcript has 11 exons. The coding region runs from base 885 to 2057 and encodes 390 amino acids.
GACACAAGCCCAACGUAACGCGUAACAAGCAAGCUAACGCUAAUGAGCCCUGUAACCAGUAUGUGCCGUUCUGGCAACCUUGUAAGCAGGUUAACUGAGAUGAGAGGGUAGCUAACAUUAGACGUUUUGAAUGACGAUUAUUUAUUUCAGUUGCUGCAUCAACGCUGCAUCACUAGCUUGUAAGGUAGUUACUUAAUUAAGAUGAAUUGUACAUCCAACUAACUUCACAGCAUUUUAUAAUUGAAUGUGCGGUGCGUUUUGCGUUUUAAUAUCAAGAGUCUUUAGCCGGUUAGCUAGCAUGCUGGUUUUCGCUUGAUAUCACUUAAGAUGUGUUCAAACUAGCCUAUUUUCCUUCUGUAUGAUUUAACAGACUACUACCUUUUACCAACAUAUUGACAUAAACACCAAUGUUUGAGUGGUAUAUACUUAGGCCAUCUCACAAGUUUUAUUUCUGUUCAUCAUACACACGAAGCUGUAAUCAUGGUCAGACAUACUUUUGGUUGAACUGUUGAGUAAGACUGGCUUGGAUCAAACUCGUGAAAAAUAAAAGACACUGGGACCAGUACCGGGCUCUCGUAUUAAUGCACAAAGGGCUUAUCAGUGAGAGAAGGGGAAGCAUGCAGGAAUGUACACAUAGGAACUUGUUAUGGAAGGAGUAACAGAAUAGGUAGCGAAAGGAAAACUUACUGACAAUACCGACACCCACCAAAGUGUAGGGAAGGGAAGGAAAAUGGUGAGCAAGAGAAUUGAUUGGCAAUUGUUUAAUCUCUGAACCAAACACCCAAAAAUAAGAGAGAGUGAAAGAUAUAAAAACAUUUGUACCCUUGCCAAUAAUCUAAGACCGAUUCGGGCAAGAAGCCCCAUAGCACCAGUAUCUGUGGGAGAUGGGCGGUGUGAUGGGACCGGUCCUGCUCUGGCUGCAGGAUGUGGUGGCAGUUACAGUCCUGAGGGCCCGCCGGACACUGCUGCAGGCUGCCAUCUUGCUCUGCGUCCUGGUGCUCUUACUCUGGGUGGCCAUCUUCCUUUAUGGUAGCUUCUACUAUUCCUACAUGCCUACGGUCAGCUUCACCACACCUGUGCACUACUAUUACAGGACUGACUGUGAUUCCUCCAGCUCAGCCGUCUGUUCCUUUCCUAUGGCAAACGUUUCCCUUUUGAAGAAUGGUAGAGACCAGGUGAUGCUGUACGGACAGCCUUAUCGGAUAUCUUUAGAACUGGAGAUGCCUGAGUCCCCAGCCAAUCAGCAGCUUGGCAUGUUCAUGGUCAAGAUGUCCUGCUACAGUAAGAGUGGCCAGACCAUCAAGUCCGUGGCUCGUUCAGCUAUGCUGCACUACCGCUCUGGCCUGCUACAGAUAUUGAGCACUCUGUUUUUCUCUCCUCUCCUGCUGUCUGGAGUAACAGAGCAGAAACAGUUUGUUGAAGUGGAACUCUUCUCAGACCACCGGGAGAAUUUUUACCAGCCCACCACAGGCGCAGUGAUCGAGAUCCAGUCCCAGUUGGUUCAAAUCUAUGGCGCCCAGCUCAGGAUACACGCUCACUUUACUGGCAUCAGGUACUUCCUGUACAACUUCCCCCUGAUGUCGGCAGUGAUUGGCGUGGCCAGCAACUUCACCUUCCUUAGCGUUAUGGUCCUCUUCAGCUACCUGCAGUUUACCUGGGGUGGGGUCUGGCCUCCCGAGCAGGUCAGAGUUAGGGUAAUGAUGGGAGAUGCAACUCGCCUUCAGCAGAGGAAAGAGGAGGCUCGAAAACGUAUUGGAUCCUCCAGUUCACAGAAAAAAAUAAUGGAGACAGGAAAUGACAUCACUACAGACCCUGCAGAAGGAGCCAGGCUAGAGUCUGUAAAGCGUAAAGGUGAGCUGGAGACACUGGGGACAGUCUCCCCUGUGAAUAAAGUACCCGACUUCCCGCAGGACAGCACCACAGAUUUGGAGUCAUUGACAGAGAGACAUCCUGUGUUAGUCCAAGGUCUUGAAGGAGGAGGAACAGGGUCAGAAGAAGAGUGCUCGCUCCCUUGCACUGCUCUCCGCCAGAGACAGGGACCCCAGAUGAGUAGCUGAACAAGGUCACAGCAAAUACUCACAUGAUCACUCAUGCCUUUUAUUGCUUUUAUACUUCUGUGAAUGGACAUUUUGCAUUUUGUUUUUUUUAAAUCCAGUUAGAGGAAGCUUCAAAUGUGGGAUCUCCUUAUGUUACAUUAAGCAACUUUAUUGUGCUACCAUGACCCUCUCUCUCUCUCGCUCUCUCACACACACACACACACACAGACAAACGCACACGUCAAAGCAAGCAUCCCCAUGCAUUUAGACAAUUGCUUCAAGCAAUUGUAUACAUGUAAGUGGACCUUGUCUUAACCUCUUUCCUUGAAUGUUUUUCCAUUUUAUAAAUUUACCUCAUUUCUACAAACCAUUGUGACCUCUGCUGUAGCCUGGUUUUCCACUCUUAUCCCCUGGCAUGUGGGUCUACCUCAGUGAUGUCACUGCUGAAGUUUCAUUACUCUUAUCCACUGUGUAUGACAGCUAAAACCAACAUGCUAGUUUAUUAUUGUUCAUUAUAAUCAUUAUAAUUAUUAUAUUAAGGCUAGAUAAUCCCAUAGACGUGCAGCUACUAGAUGUAUGCUAGUUCAUGCUGUUACAGGGAGCAUAAAGCUUUGUUCAAAUUUAGCUGCCUUUCUGCCAAAAAAAACUUCUAUUUAUUGCAGACUUAGAUUACAGUUUGGGGAGUGGGGGGUUUGGUGAAGGAAUGAUCCUCUUUAAAUGUUACUGAAGCUUUUAUUCUCUGAUUCUUGUGUUAUUUUGAAGAGGAAAUGCAUGUUUUCAUGUCGAUGUAAAUGUUCUCUUAAAAGUUAUAAUCCAUAACAGUAUGUCAUGUCAUAAAUGCCUCAUCAUAAAUGGCUUUUAUUUAGUAGGCAUAUAUUCAGUGUGUGUUUACGGGACCUGCUUAUAAGAUGUUUUACCUCCUACAUGAAACCUCCUGGUUUUAACUGUAAUGUGGUUACCAUUUCCUGUAGAACUGAAUGAGAUAGUGGAUGUGGUUUUCAACACGAGUACAUUUAGUAUGUUGAAUCUUACAUGACCAUAAUGAUCCCGUUUUAUUAUUGUACUAUUGGGUUAUGUGUUAUCCAAGAAAUAACUCUUUUAAUGUGUCUAUACUUCAGUUGGCAUUACAUAAACAAGGAGAGCAGUUUCACAAACGAUGCAAGUAGCACUGAUGUUUUGUUAUAGGUGCUGAGGUGAAGAAAAAUAGCAGAAACUAAUGUGUACUAAUUAGUUUAACUGGGUUUCAUUUUAUUCUCAUUGAGAGAGCCCCUUUUUCAGGCAUAUGGGGUGCCUGAAAGGCCAGAUGGCUGUCCCUUUUGUGGGUAUGUUUGUACUUUGGGACUGAAAUGUGGGAGCAGAUUUAAUUUUGUCACAAAAUAAUUACCUCAGAAGUUUGUUCAGUCUAAUGUAUAUCUUAAUAUAGAAAUGCUGUGAUACCUCUGAGAUUGCAGUGUAAACGUGCAACCCUGUCAUUUACUCAUAUUUACCAUUUUCUUUGAAGUGUGAUAGUCCCUCAUCUGGAGUUUGUUCUGCACCAGUCAGUGUUUGUUUAUCAUCAUAGGAAGUGGCCUACAGUGUGCUGUGACCUUCCUGAUUGCAAUGUACGUAGUAAACAUGCACGUGUACAAACGUUCUGAAAAAGCUAUAGUUAUUUUAAUGUGUUAUGUCGGCUGCUAUAAUGUAGCCAUUACGCGCAAUUGUCAUUUGGAGAAGCAGUCGAUGAACAUUCGAUACGCAAUAAAACAUUAAAGCAAGUA